AUGGAGGGAUUGCAAGAUAAGAGAAAGAAGGGGAGUGUGCUAAAAAAGACAUGGGAAAGAUGCAAGUCUAUAGGUCAUGGUCAAGUACUAGUAAGGGCACCUUCAUCAAGUCUUCUUUCGAUACCAUCGUCACCCGAUCGUAGUCGUAUGGUGAAGAGCAAAUCAUGGUCAGCACUUUGCCCUUCGAGCCCUCUUAGCCCACGACUCGACAAAUUAUCUGGAUCGAAUAAUAGGAAUCCUCGGGUGAGCCCUUUAUCACCCAAGGGUUGCUUAUCGGUCUACGUGGGGCCCGAUAAGCAAAGGUUUGUGAUCAAAAUUAGUUGCACAAACCAUCCCCUCUUUAAGGUGUUGCUUGAACAGGCUGAAUCUGAGUAUGGGUUUCAUGAUGGCCCUAUAAUGCUUCCCUGUGAAGUUGACUUGUUCGUCAAAGUUUUAUAUGAGAUGGAAGCAAAUGAUCCUGAGGAUAGCACCAACAGCACACGGUGUAGGUUUCCUAGAAGAAGCAGCUCGUAUCACCUUCUCACCACGUCUAGUAGACUAAUUGCUUGA
Messenger RNA from Chenopodium quinoa (quinoa), 549 nucleotides. RefSeq names its product auxin-responsive protein SAUR72-like. Gene Ontology annotation, biological process: response to auxin. The transcript has a single exon. Bases 1 to 549 code for a protein of 182 amino acids. The record is from RefSeq and is a predicted model, not a curated record. Lineage: Eukaryota; Viridiplantae; Streptophyta; Magnoliopsida; Caryophyllales; Amaranthaceae.